AUGAUUUUAAAAUCAAUAACAAUUCAUAUAAAUCAGUUAUUCUUUGUGAAAAGAGUAAUCGGUACGCGACAUUUUGUUUUAUCUGUGAGUCUCCUCUGUGACGUCAUACAUCUCUCUCUCUCUCUCUCUCUCUCUCUCUCUCUACUUUUAAGCGCCAUCUUGUCAGUCUCUCUAUUUCUAUCUCUAUCGCGCUUCUCCCACUAUCUCUGGCUUCCCCUCUGUCUCUAUUUCUAUCUCGCUUCCCCUUCUAUUUCUCUCUCUCUCUCUCUCUCUCUCGAUUCCUCUUCUAUCUCUCUCUCACUUCACCCUCUAUCUCUUUCUCGCUACCUCUCUAGCUUCUCCACACUAUCUUUAUCUCUCUCGCCCGCUCCCCUUCUAUCUCUAUCUCUCUCGCUCAAUUCCCCCCUCAAUCUCUAUCUCCCUCUCUGUCGCUCUCCCACUAUUUCUGUCUCUCUCAUUCUCUCGCCUCCCUCUCUAUCUCUAAAUCUCUCUGUCUCUUCCUUCCCUUCUCUCUCUCUCUCUCUCUCUCUCUCUCACUCUCUUGAAUUACUCUUUUUAGAGCAAUUCCUACAAAAGAAUUUCAGGGUUUUCAAUUUAAUACUCCCCCCUCUUCCUCUCUACCUCUCUCUCCCCUUCACUCAUUUUCUCCUCUCUGUAUCUCCCAUUGUUUCACCGCCACUCUCCCCGCUCGACCAUUAUCUCCUCUCUCCCCCAUCUCUCCCUUCCAUUCUCCCCUCUCUCUAUCGACCAUUCUCUCAGCCCCACUCUCCCCUCUACCUCUCUUUCUAUCUCCCCACUCACCCCUCUACCCCUCUUUCUAUUUUCCCUCUCUCCCCAUCUCUUCUGUCUCUAUAUCACAUUCUCUCACCUCCCCUCUCCACUCCUCUCCCAUUUUCAAUCUACCUUCUCUCCCCUCUCCUCUUUUCACACCUCUCUCUCCCCACUAUAUUUCUAAAUUGA
Molecule: messenger RNA, 960 nt
Organism: Acanthosepion pharaonis
Lineage: Eukaryota; Metazoa; Mollusca; Cephalopoda; Sepiida; Sepiidae
Source: the annotation of a GenBank genome assembly